CUUGAUCUGGGGUAGUGUUCAAUCAAAACAUGUGAAAAAGGAAGAACAUGAACAAUUCAAACAUGUUUAAAAACAUACUCUUUUUAAGCUUAUUCUACGAAUUUUAUUCAAAGCUUCUACCCAAAAAAAAAAAAAAUUUAUUCAAAGCCGCGUUUUUUCUCCAAUGAUUUACCGCUUCCCCGAAGGGGUUUGGAUUUUGUCUAUCUGUCUUUCCCUCUAUCAUUUGAAGUUAUCAGUCACGAUUGACGAGCGAGCGAUGACUGAUGAAUUUUUAAUUCUCUGAAUCUCAAGUAUUUCAAUGGUUUGACUCAGCCAUGGCAACCGAUGGGAUCAUGGACGUGGCGUCACACCACUCAUUCUCUCUCACGUAAUUUCAGUCAACCUCUCUCUCCCUCUUCGUUAAAUCGUUUAAUUUCACAUCUUUAUAUACAAUUCCUAUCGAAAUCAUAAAAAACCAAUCAAGAAAAGGAAUUUGUGUUUCUCUUCUGAGUUGAACGGCAGAACAGAGCAUUUUCUGUUCUUCUCACAUUCUCUCCGCUGGUUCCCUUCUUUGUAACCUGCCCAUUUCAGGAAACCAUGCCGUUCUGCGAUGUCAGCAAAUACAGAGACGGAGGAGGUGGAAAUAAUGGAAUUAAGAUCUUUUACAGAACUUAUGGUCAUGGAACAACUAAAGUUCUUCUCAUCAUUGGUUUGGCGGGUACCCAUGAUUCCUGGGGUCCUCAAAUUAAGGGACUCACGGGUGUGGAGACGCCUAAUGAUGCUGAAUCGAAGACCAUUGCAGCAAAACUGAACGAUUUAGAAGAAGGUUUCCAUGGUGAUGACAAUGAGGGCAUAGAAGUUUGCGCUUUUGAUAAUCGUGGGAUGGGUCGGAGCUCUGUUCCAACCAAGAAAUCAGAAUAUACAAUGACGACCAUGGCGAAAGAUGCCAUAGCUCUAAUGGAUCAUUUGGGUUGGGAAAAAGCUCACGUCUUUGGGCAUUCAAUGGGGUCUAUGAUAGCUUGCAAGUUGGCUGCAAUGGUGUCUGAGAGGGUAUUGUCAUUGGCCUUACUCAAUGCAACUGGUGGAGGUUAUGAAUGUUUUCCUAAGGUUGACCGACAAUCAGUAUCCAUUGCUAUCCGUUUUUUGAGGGCUAAGACUCCUGAGCAGAGGGCAGCUGUUGACUUGGACACCCAUUACACAAAGGAGUAUCUUGAUGAAUAUGUUGGAACUAAGACACGAAGAGAAAUUUUAUAUCAAGAAUACGUGAAAUCUAUUUCAUCAACUGGGAUGCAAUCUAACUAUGGUUUUGAGGGACAAGUUAAUGCAUGCUGGACACACAAAAUGACAGCAAAGGAACUGGAAGUGAUCCGGUCUGCUGGGUUUCCGAUUUCAGUCAUUCAUGGCAGGUAUGACAUUAUUGCUCAGAUAUAUUAUGGAAGGAAGCUUGCAGAGAAACUGCAACCUAUGGCUAGAAUGACAGAUCUUCAUGGCGGGCAUCUAGUGAGUCAUGAACGACCUGAAGAGGUCAAUAAGGCUCUUUUAGAGUUGAUCAAGGCAUCAGAGUUAAAGUUGAGUCCAAGUGAUUGGUCAAAUUUUCCCAAGGAAGGCACUGGGUGGCAAGCCAAGGAGUUACAGUUAUCAUUAAGCAGAAUGAAUUGUUCACUUUUCAGGCUUGGCAUUAUGUCAAACUUUUAUCUUUGCUUUCUGUACUUAUUUGGUCUCUUCACAAUGGCAAUCAAAUGUGGGAGGAAAGCUUUAAGAAGUUUUAAGCGAGUUCCAGUGGAACCCUCCCUCUCAUAAGAGGUCAGAAUUUAUUCAUCACCUGAAGAUUUUGUUGUUUCAAAAUAAGUAACCAAGUCAAUCGUAACCAUCAAGUGUAAAGCAAAGAGAUAUACUGGCCCAGAAUCACUGAUUCUUUUGUGAUAAGAAAAGGAUCCUGUUCUAGCUUAUUAAUCUGGUUAUACAGGAUCAGCAACACAAGCAAACAAGAUCAACAGGACGACCUUGGGCUGUCAAAACAGGUCUAGAAAUGCCCUUACCAGUGGAGAUUUUCAUGUACACUGAAACGGGAAUUCAGCAAGGAUGGAACUUGUAUGCUGUCAUCGGAUACAAAACAAGCCCUAUACCUUAAACAUGAGUGUAAACACCUUCUGCUACUAACAUCUUGGAAAUGAAAACCUUGAAUCUUUCACUUCUUUUUCAUACAAAA
This is a messenger RNA of Macadamia integrifolia, 2188 nucleotides long. Its product is annotated as putative aminoacrylate hydrolase RutD. The transcript is spliced from 11 exons. Bases 577 to 1779 code for a protein of 400 amino acids. The record is from RefSeq and is a predicted model, not a curated record. NCBI's taxonomy places the organism in Eukaryota, Viridiplantae, Streptophyta, Magnoliopsida, Proteales, Proteaceae.